Mugil cephalus (flathead mullet) is the source of this 2012-nucleotide messenger RNA. RefSeq names its product seryl-tRNA synthetase 1 (gene sars1). The coding region runs from base 42 to 1592 and encodes 516 amino acids. Lineage: Eukaryota; Metazoa; Chordata; Actinopteri; Mugiliformes; Mugilidae. The record is from RefSeq and is a predicted model, not a curated record. Gene Ontology annotation, biological process: seryl-tRNA aminoacylation. The transcript has 11 exons. Gene Ontology annotation, molecular function: tRNA binding; ATP binding; serine-tRNA ligase activity. Gene Ontology annotation, cellular component: cytosol.
CUCCGGGCUCGUUCAGUCUCUGUGACACGCAGCGUGGAAAGAUGGUGCUCGACUUGGACCUGUUUCGAACCGACAAAGGCGGCGAUCCGGAAAUCGUCCGUGAAACUCAGAAGAAAAGAUUCAAAGAUGUGACGCUGGUUGAUAAACUGAUCGCCGCAGACACGGAGUGGAGAAAAUGUCGCUUCACUGCAGACAACCUCAACAAAGCAAAGAACCUCUGCAGCAAGAGCAUCGGGGAGAAAAUGAAGAAGAAGGAACCAGUCGGGGAGGAUGAGUCUGUGCCCGAAGAAGUGAACGUGGAGUCCUUAACGGCUGAGACCUUAUCGGCUCUGACAGUAACCCAGAUCAAGAAGGUGCGUUUGUUGGUGGACGAGGCCGUGGAGAAAACCGACAGCGACCGGCUGCGUCUGGAGGCCGAGCGCUUCGAGUACCUGAGGGAGAUCGGGAACCUCCUGCACCCGUCCGUCCCCAUCAGCAACGACGAGGACGCAGACAACAAGGUGGAACGCACCUGGGGCGACUGCAGCGUCCAGAAGAAGUACUCCCACGUGGACCUGGUGGUGAUGAUCGAUGGGUUUGAGGGGGAGAGGGGAGCCAUCGUUGCCGGGAGCAGAGGUUACUUUCUGAAGGGCCCGCUGGUGUUCCUGGAGCAGGCUCUGAUCAAUUAUGCUUUAAGGAUCCUCUACACCAAGCAGUACACCAUGCUCUACACCCCCUUCUUCAUGAGGAAAGAAGUCAUGCAGGAGGUCGCCCAGCUCAGCCAGUUUGAUGAAGAGCUGUACAAGGUCAUUGGCAAAAGCAGCGAGAAGUCGGAUGACAGCGCCAUAGACGAGAAAUACCUCAUCGCCACCUCUGAGCAGCCCAUCGCGGCCUUCCUGAGGGACGAGUGGCUCAGACCCGAGGACCUGCCCAUCCGCUACGCCGGCUUCUCCACCUGCUUCCGACAGGAGGUCGGCUCCCACGGCAGAGACACCCGCGGCAUCUUCAGGGUGCACCAGUUUGAGAAGAUCGAGCAGUUCGUCUACGCCUCGCCGCACGACGGCAAAUCGUGGGAGAUGUUUGAUGAGAUGAUCGGCACGGCGGAAGAAUUCUACCAGUCACUAGGAAUCCCUUAUCGCAUCGUGAACAUCGUCUCCGGUGCCCUAAAUCAUGCAGCCAGUAAGAAGCUGGAUCUGGAGGCCUGGUUCCCCGGCUCAGGAGCCUUCAGAGAGCUGGUCUCCUGCUCAAACUGCACCGACUACCAGGCCAGACGCCUCCGCAUCCGCUACGGGCAGACCAAAAAGAUGAUGGACAAGGCAGAGUUUGUGCACAUGUUGAACGCAACCAUGUGUGCGACCACGCGUGUGAUGUGUGCCAUCCUGGAGAACUACCAAACCGAGGAAGGCAUCGUGGUUCCAGAGAAGCUCAGGGAGUUCAUGCCUCCUGGUUUGAAUGAGAUCAUCAAGUUCGUCAAGCUGGCCCCCAUCGAUCAGGAGCUGAGCAAGAAAUCCAAGAAACAGCAAGACGGAGGGAAGAAGAAGAAGCAGGGAGGAGGAGGAGGAAACCAGAACCUGCCCGAAGCCAUGGAAACCAUGUCCGUCAACGACUCGUAGACCACGGCCUCGACCUCGGCUCGGCUCGCCAGCCUGGCAGAUACACAGGGAUGGAACAGAGCCUCGUGCACUGUAACAAUCCGGGAUCAGUUGUGUUGUUGAAGUUUUCUCUGUCCCGUCUGUGUCUAUCUGAGGAUGGUGGCUCUCGUCUCAUCUCAUUCAUAUAAAUCACACUGAAAGAAAUAAUAAUAAAAAAAAAAAAAGGGAUCAUUCUGCGUCUUCUUCCCCCCUGUCCGCCUCACAUCUGUCUCACUUAAAAGAGAAAAUCGCUUCAAGUCAUUGUUGAGCUUUUAGGGAGGUCUUUGUAUGUACCUGCUAAUAUCAUGAUUUAUACAUAUAUAUGUAUAUGUAUAUAUAUAUAUGAGCGACUGACUAUGUGGCUCCUCCUGUGAUCAAUAAAUAAAGCCGACGCAGAGCGCU